GCGACAAAUAUUGUUUCGUGAUAAGCUGCGUGCAAAGCUUUUAAUUGUGCGCGAAUGGAAAAGCAGCGGGCAGCGGCCAGCAGCUCGUUGUCGCCCCUCGCGUGAAAUGCAAUAUUGCCCUUUAUCUCUUGCUCUUGGAAGUCCCAAUCGCGAAAUUGUUGACAAAAGUCAAGAGUUUAAUAGUGUCCGUUCACAUAUGUAUGUAACUGUAACGGUGAUUGUGCCAGUGCAUUAGUGUGUGUUAAAUUUCCAUUCAACAAGAGAAUCAAAAUUACUUCCAUUUGCUGAUCAAUAAACACAAAAGAUUCCCAAGGAAGGCAGCAAAUCAAUGUCGUACAAAAGAAAGCACUUGUGACAUCGAGAGACAUCAGGGAGAGAGAGUGGAGAUAGAGCUCACAUCCAAAGAAACAUCCCAAAAAAAGCAUCCACAAAUGGCUUCGCCACCACCUGGCGACUGGAUCGAGGAGGAGGAGCAUGUGAAACAGCAGCAAGCGGCAGGACAGCAAACAGAGGAGAAGCCUGAUCCUGCCUUCCUGGAGGACACCUUUGAAUGCGCCUUCGAAUCGACGAUGGAGGGCCUGGAGGAGCAGGAUGGCUACGAAACCGACUCCGAGCCCGAUUCGGCUGCGUCUUCGGGGAGUUUGGGGCCGAACAUGCAGCAGCAGCAGCAGCCGCAGUCGCAGCCACAGACAGAGCGGGAGUCGCGGGGUCUGGUGCCCCACGGACCCCACAUCGAUGCCCAAAUGCUCAAGUGCCUGCCGCGAUCCAAUUCCUUUGAUUUUCAAAGCAGCAGCGGCAGUAGCAGCGACGACGAGGACGAACCUGAUGACGAUGACGAUGUUGAUGAAGUGCAUCUCAGUUUGAGCCUCAGCCUCAGCGGAAAGUUUGGCAAGGAUCUGUAUGCCGUGAACCCGCGUCCAGGCUACCUCCUGCCGCCCUUCACCGAACGGAGGCGGCUUUCCCAAUGCAAGGAGGAGGACGAUGAGGAUGGAGAUGGCGACAAAUCUUUGCAGACAGGUGCCGCAGAUGCUUUGAAGUCCGAGAAGGCCUCCAAGGCGCCGCCACGUCCGCCCACGCCACAGGACGAGGCCUCCAAGGAGCGCUUCAAGGAUCUGGAGAGGCUACGCCAGCAGUUUAUGCACAAAAUCGACAGGAUCAACACGCGGAACAUCGAAGAGAGUGCGGCGCCACCGCCACCGCCUCCUCCACCGCCUCCGAUACCGGCAACCAUUCUCCCCAAGGCCCUGAAGGAGCUGCUGCACACAGAGGAGGCGGCUGCCCCUCUGCCCCCACUAAAGGCAACGCCUCCGCCAGUGGAAAAAGAGAAGCCACCCUCCUCACCGCUUCCUCUGCCCUCAGAGCCCCCGCUCAUCAUCAAUGGGAAAUUCAAGGUGACUCUGGCCCAGGAGACAGCUCCGGAGCUGCGUGUGGAGGCGCAGCAGCUGGCGAAACUGCGUGCCUCCUCCAAUGCCCACACCAUCAGCUUUCCCUCCAGCUUCGGGGGAUACUCCUCAGUCCAAGGACUCUUCUCGCAGCGCUACGGCUCGCACAGGUUUCCCUCGACAGCCACGCCGCAUCUCUCCAAGCAGUUCUUCGAGCCCUCGCUGGUGGAGAUCCGUACCAGCAAUGUGGCACUGAAUACAGCCGGACUUCCAAACCAAAGCCUCCAUUGUGAUACCCAAAGCUUAGCCAUUAAGUCCCAGCCACCGCAGCCGCCGCACAGGACGCCCAGCGAACGAGAGCUUGACGAUAUAUGGAUACGACGCACGUCGACACCCACCGUUGCGUCACAAGCACCUUCGGGGCAGAGACCUGUGUCCCUGGGAGGGGCCUCCACGAUGCCACGUUUGCAGAGGAGCGAAAGCAAUGCCUCCACAUCCAGCCCACCGAGACAGCUGCAGGGGUCGGGAUCGGUUUCUGGUUCCGUUUCGGAUGAAGAGCAGGAUGGGUCGGCCGCAGGAAGCCGUCCGCCAGGUUCUCGACCUUCCAGCGCACCAGCAGAACCCAAUGCCAAGGCGGCCAAAAAGGCUUACAAAAAGAUGGAAAAGGAGCAGCGCCGCCAGGAGAAGGAGCAGUCCCGCAGAGAGAAGGAGGCCCGCAAAAUGGAGCGCGAAACAGCGCGUCGGAUCGAGCGGGAGGCCGCAAAGUUGGAGAAAUUCAAUCGCCACAGUGAGAAGAUCUCGCGCAGUACCGAGCGCAUGGCAGGGGUCGGUGCCGGAUCGCGUUCCGGAUCCCUGGAGCGGCGGCGAAGCGGCGAGGACUCGCCGGUGCUUAACCAGUCCACAGUCCAUGGCAUCGCGUCGCCCAAUCGCCGGCCCACGAUCUUCGAUGUGUUCCGGCCACGCGCCAAAUCGGAUGCCAAGCGGCAGAAAGAGAAGCAUCUGCUGGAUCCUUCCUCGGCGGACAGCAGUGCUGGCAGCAGCACGUAUUCCGUGUCCGGCGGUGGACCAGCGCCUGUCUCUGGAGCCACCGCCACUGCGCCAGGGGGGGCCGGGCCGGCAACGGGGUCGGGAGCGGCAGGAGCUGCAGCUGGGGGUGCCGGAGCAGGCCUUAUGAACUCGAUGAAGGUGGCAAUGCAGAACUUUGGCCACCGCCAGCAUCCCGCAGUGACGAUAACCAAUGCCGAUGGCACAGUGUCUGCGAAGAGCAAGUACAAAGACGGCAGCGCCCAUCCGCAUCAGGGAAGCGACGCGCAGUAUUACCACACGGUGACAGCAGUUCGUCCUAAUGCAACGCAACGCUCGCCAAUGACCAAGGUGAUGGAUCUGUUCCGGCAUCGCUCCAAUUCGGCCGUCAGCGAAGCGGACAAGCGCAAAGCGCGCGCUGCAGCUCAUCAACAACAAUUGGCUGUACAAAGUGCUCAUAUGCGACGUGCCUCUGCGGAUCUGGAGAAACGACGCGCCUCUGUGGGGGCAGCCGGUCGAGGGCUUCGUGGCGAUGGCACACUGGAUCCACACCAUGCGGCCAUACUGUUCAGAGAUUCCAGAGGGCUGCCUGUGGCGGAUCCGUUCCUAGAGAAAUGCAAUCUAUCUGAUCUUGAAGAGGACGACUCACAGAUCUUUGUCAAGUUCUUCCGCUUCCACAAGUGCUACGAUCUGAUACCCACAUCCGCCAAGCUGGUGGUGUUUGAUACACAGCUGCUCGUAAAGAAGGCCUUCUAUGCACUCGUCUACAACGGCGUAAGGGCAGCACCGCUCUGGGACUCGGAGAAGCAGCAGUUUGUGGGCAUGCUGACCAUCACGGACUUUAUCAAGAUCCUGCAAAUGUAUUACAAGUCGCCCAACGCCUCCAUGGAGCAGCUCGAAGAGCACAAACUGGACACGUGGCGAAGUGUGCUGCACAAUCAGGUGAUGCCGUUGGUCAGCAUUGGGCCGGAUGCCUCCCUCUACGAUGCCAUCAAAAUUCUUAUUCAUAGCCGCAUUCACCGCCUGCCCGUGAUCGAUCCGGCGACCGGCAAUGUCCUCUACAUCCUGACACACAAACGCAUACUGAGGUUCCUCUUUUUAUAUAUUAACGAAUUACCAAAGCCCGCGUACAUGCAAAAGAGUCUACGCGAACUGAAGAUCGGAACGUACAACAACAUCGAGACCGCCGACGAGACCACGAGCAUCAUUACGGCGCUCAAGAAAUUCGUGGAGCGACGCGUCUCUGCGCUGCCCCUGGUGGAUGCCGAGGGCCGACUGGUGGAUAUCUAUGCAAAGUUUGAUGUGAUUAAUCUCGCUGCUGAGAAAACCUACAACGAUCUCGAUGUAUCGCUGCGCAAGGCCAACGAGCAUCGCAACGAGUGGUUCGAGGGCGUGCAAAAGUGCAAUCUGGACGAGGCGCUCUACACCAUAAUGGAGCGAAUUGUGCGGGCGGAGGUGCAUCGCCUGGUGGUGGUCGAUGAUAACCGCAAGGUGAUUGGCAUCAUCUCGCUAUCAGACAUAUUGCUCUAUCUGGUGCUGCGGCCAAGUGGCGAGGGCGUCGGCGGGUCAGAGAGCUCACUGCGGGCCUCCGAUCCCGUCCUGCUGCGCAAAGUGUCGGAGGUGGAAAUACCCGCAGCAACGUCAGCGACAACGCCCCCGCCUCGCAGUCCCUCGGCAGGGUCCGGCAAUCGCAGUCUGAUCGAGGACAUACCCGAGGAGGAGCCGGCGCCGCCAGCAAGGAGCGACGAUUCGAAUGCCGAUGCAGACAGUGAUAACAACAAGUCCGCCAGUGAGGAUAAGGUCAACAACAACCAGAACCAGCACGGGACGGGAGGAACGACGGGGGCGCCGACGGCCAAUGGUGAUAGUAGCAACAACAGUCCAGCCGAAGUGUCCUUUGCCGAUGAGGCACACGAAGAGACGGAAGCCGCCGACCAGGUCGAGCGCAGCAAUUGUGAUGAUGAAAACCGCGGGAAGCAUGACGACGAGGAGGAAAACGAUGACGACGAUGACGUGCAGGUCAUGGAGCGCAAAAAGCAAUCCACAGCGGUGGCACACAAGGCGGACAGAGAUGAGGAGGAUGAUGGCCUGAGCAGCGCCGUGUCCGCCACGUCGGCUUUGGGCCAAUCCCUGUCCACGCCUGCGGCGCGAGAAAUGGCGCUGGUUAGUGAAUAAAUAUAAUAUAUAAUUUAAACAACAAAACUAAAACAAAAGAACUAAGAACCCAAAUACACAACAAAAACAACAAUAAUGAUAAUGAUUCAAGAAAGAGAAAACUAUGUUUGAAUAUUACUAGCUGUUAAGGUUAUAAUAUAUAUUUUACAAAAAGGAAACCAGCAACAACCGCAAAACAAGAACGGAAUGAAAUGCUAGUGUUACAAAAAUGUUUAUAUAUACACGAGAAAACCAACAACAAAUUACAAUAGAAUGUCUUUAAAUUUUAAACGAUGUAAUUGAUUAUUAAAUAAUAGUACAGUACAAGUCA
Molecule: messenger RNA, 4890 nt
Organism: Drosophila subobscura
Lineage: Eukaryota; Metazoa; Arthropoda; Insecta; Diptera; Drosophilidae
Gene: SNF4Agamma
Product: 5'-AMP-activated protein kinase subunit gamma-1
Exons: 13
Coding region: 432-4580 (1382 amino acids)
Source: RefSeq, a predicted model, not a curated record